Molecule: messenger RNA, 7319 nt
Organism: Schistocerca nitens (vagrant locust)
Lineage: Eukaryota; Metazoa; Arthropoda; Insecta; Orthoptera; Acrididae
Product: F-box/LRR-repeat protein 7-like
Exons: 8
Coding region: 106-1842 (578 amino acids)
Molecular function (GO): protein binding
Source: RefSeq, a predicted model, not a curated record
AGGAACGCGAUUUUUCUAGCAUGUUCAUACCGGCGUUGUAUUGCACUACCAGCGAGUCAGACGCGGCACUAUUGCCAACAAGUAUCUCUAACGGAGGUCCAUGUCAUGGGCUCCUACCCAACACGUUGCAGCUCCCUGAGCGACGAAAGUGAGUUCAGCAGUGAUACAGCUUCAGAACCUGAACAAAGUGAAGGGUGUUACGCGGCAGAUGAUGAAGCGUGUUCGAGUAGUACAUCGAGCCAAGCAUCUCUGUCAGCUGUCUGUUCCGGUCUCAGCGGUGCAGUCAAACUGCAGUCCCAACAGGAGUUGGAAGCUAGUGUUUCCGAUGUGCCUGACAGCACAGCAUGCAGCUUGGACGCCUGGCGUGUUAGCAUUGAUGACCUGCCGGACGAGAUACUGAUAAAAAUCUUUUCUCACAUGUCUUUCAGUGAGCUGGUGGACGUGAUACAGAAAGUGUGCACCCGGUGGAAGAGGCUCUCACAAGAUGCAUAUUUGUGGUCUGACAAGACGUAUUUGAUAACAAUGGGGUGCACUGUCAUUUCUGACUGUUGGAAGGCCGACAAGACUGAUCAGCAGGCAGUCCAGACUAUCUGCGAUUUCCCGAACCUCCGUAGUGUUUGCAUGUGGCGUGGUGCCAAAUCCCGUGUCUUCCGUGCACUCUACAACAGCUGCCACAGACUCUCUGAGCUGUACCUCCAUCCCACACAGAAGCUCAGCUAUGAGGUGCUGAAGAACUUAGUGGAGAAGUGCCCCAAAAUACACACACUGAGGAUAUCCAGAGAACUUCUGAAGUUGCAGAAGUUUGCAGAAGCAGUGUCGCAGUUUCAGCACCUCCGUGUGCUGGAACUGCAAGACCACUUUAUGGGGAACCGUCUUCAGCUGCGACCGUUGGGUGAUGGAUGCCCACAGUUAACUGUGGUGCACUUUGGAUUCAUGACUGUUGAUUUGGAUGAUCUGAGAUAUUUUCUGAAUGCCAAAAGCAACAGCCUUAAAUCCAUAUGCAUAAACUGGACAAUGGAAAGAAGGUGCGUCCUUCCAUUACUGUCAGUCUGUGCUGACAGCUUGGAACGUUUGGAACUUUCAGAGUACAACAUACACGAGGAAGAAUCAGUGGAAGCAUUCACUGCCCUGGGAACCUUGAAGAACUUGCAGGAGCUCAAGAUGUUAAUCUUCUAUCGAGCACCACCUGGCGCAGCUCCUCUGGCAUUCGAGACUGGAGGGCUGCCAAAACUGAGAGUGCUGGAUCUGCGAAAUGGGUUCGGGCUGGACGAUGAGACAGUGAUUGCCGUUUGCCGUGGGUGCCCCGCUUUGCGGGAUCUUAAUGUCGGAAACGCCGAGCUGCUGUCUGACGCUGCCUUCUCUGAGAUCUAUCGCCUGCAACAUCUUGAAAUACUGGAUGUGUCAGGUUGCGAAGGUCUCGGUGGAGCUCUGAUACCCUGCCUUGCCAGGCUUCCACGACUUCACACGUUGGUGAUGGAAUACAUGGAGUUUCCAAUGUUGCAGCCAGGUCUGAGCAGUAUCCUCCAGUUGUCUAGUAUCCGCUGCCUGACGCUCAAUGAUUCGAUUCUUACUGGAAUGCCGUUUGAUAAGUUUGCGGGCAAGCUAGUGAAUCUCAGGGAGCUGUAUGUCCACUCAUGCGUAGGGGACAGUGAAGCGCUGCAUAUACUGAAAGAGCAGAUGCCCAGCCUGAAAAUCUACGGCACCUUUGAAGAGCACGAACCAUCUGAGAUUGAGGAUGAACUGGAGGGCGAUAUAGAUCAUGUGGAAGCAGAAUAUGACGAAGAUGACUCGGAUCGAGCAUACUAUGACAGUUCAGAGAGUGAGGAAGACAGUGUUGGCUAAAUGUCAAUGUGACAUAUUUGUUGCCUUUUCAGAAGAAAAAAAUUGGUGAAAUAGUAUCUAUAGGGAACUAUAACAGUCGCUGCUUGUCAAAUCUUAGUUGGAACUGAAAAUGAAUCAAAAUUUAACAUUUUUCAAGUUCUGUUACUGACGUAUGUAAUGUCCUGACCAACAGUAUGGUAUGCAGAUAAAAGUUGUAUAGUUUUAUAACAUUAUUUUUACAUUUGCUUUUGCUGUAAUUGUUUGAUGUGACAAAAGCCAAAAACUUUUCAAUAAGGUAACUGCAAGGUACUCUGGAAAUGCAUGGAAGGAAGUGAUGUCUGCAAACCCUUGUUGUUAUGUCAAGGGUUCACAGUUCCUCUUCCCCCAACAAUAAAAGGAAAGGGAGACGGAACGGAAAAACACUCUUCAUGUAGAUCAGGCUGUUCAAUAUUAAGUGCCUGCUCACAGACACAGGUAGACAAAUGGCUGAAGUGUGGCAGUCAGGGAACUGGGCCGCAGCUUCCAUAAUCAAAUGCAUUGGUUGAACACCCACCAUAGGGGUGGGUAAAUGUCUUGUGUGUGCAGCAGAAUGAGGCAUGAAUGCAGUACAUUAGGGCAAUGUGUCAGGUAGCCCAUCAGUUGUGCUGGCCCAGCAGGCAAGAUCUGGGCACUCACAAGUGUUCACGCCUCGUGGGAUUAAGUGGGAACAGGCUGGUGUAAGUGUGUGUGUGAAAUCUUAUGGGACUUAACUGCUAAGGUCAUCAGUCCCUCAGCUUACACACUACUUAACCUAAAUUAUCCUAAGGACAAACACACACACCCAUGCCCAAGGUAGGACUCGAAGCUCCGCCGGGACCAGCCGCACAGUCCAUGACUGCAGCGCCCCAGACCGCUCGGCUAAUUCCGCGCGGCCGGCUGGUGUAAGGGUUUCUUGAGGGACAAAUUGAGGAUAACAGCCCAUGCUCAGAAACAUCAUGCAACAAAACCACAGGGCGUCAAUGUUCUGACGGGAAAUUAUUGACCUUGUAUCACCCAAUCGGCAGCAAAAAUAAGUUGUAACGUUAACGCCUCAGCACUAACUGUGUCUAAUGUAUUGUUGUAAAAAAUGCAGGUGCAUUAGAAGCAUCUGACAUCCUAGGUAUUGUCAAGUCCAUUAAGAGGAUUUUGGUCUGUAGUGUGUAUGUGCAAACUCAAGUUUACUGACAAAUGGUUGACCUAAUGGCAGGUGUAUUGCACUUUAAGUGUCGUUUCUUUGUGUUGGAUGUGGACGUGGAUUGAUUUCCUGAAUUUAUUCUCCUAGAAACGAACCACACGGACAGUUUCCUUGCACCAAAACAGGAAAAAAAGUCUUGCGAACAUGGGCUCCAAAAUGCAUAUCUUAAGAGUUAAGAAACAUAUGUGUUCUACUGUAAGAACUUUGCUCUUAAUAUUUUGGGAGGAAGUAAUAUGGAGCAAACCAAGAAAAAAAUUCCAGUAAACAUGUUGGUCUCAGAUGCAUUUUUUAAGAGCUAUGUGCACUUGUUCAUCUUUGUAAGUGUGCAACACAUCACUUCUCCUGAACAAGGAAAAGAGAUAUGUUUCACAUUUCCAAAGAAGCUCGUAAGGUAUUCGUUUUAGAGCCCAUAUUUAUCAGAUUUUUUCUUGUUUUUGUGUAAGAAAUCUGUACCUGUGGCUUGUCAGUGGUUUUCUAGGACAUUGUAUGCAUAUACUGUAUAGCUUGAAAAGAAUGUUAAGAACCUAGAAGGGAAGGAGGAAACAAAAUGAAACUUCAGUGGUUGAGAGGGUUUGUGAUGAUAUUUCAGUGAUUCCAAUAUAAAAUGAAAUUUACAAAUAACUUGGCAGUCAUUGUACCUCCUCUGGCCUGAACAUAUGCACCAAUUCAUUUUGGAAAGAUGUUUGCAAAACUGUUGUUUUGUAUCCCGAGACAAACUGGCUCACAGCUGUUAAAACUGGUCUUCAGUAUUCUGGAUACUGGCACUGGGUUGGAGCACCACAGGGUGAACAUCUGUGUGAGGGAACUGCUGCAUUUCAUCAUUCCACAGAGGCAGAAGUCACAUGCAGAAGUAACUAACAUAGCUUAUACAUUGUUCAUAAACUAAACUGAAAUUCUCUUACAUAUUGACACCUUUAACUCAUGCAAUACGAAGGGGGUGGGGGUGGGGGUGGGGGUGAGGGAAGGUACUUGAUGCUCAGCUUUUGAAUAUAUUGUAAUCUGGUUACUUAUUUUAUAUUUUAAAAUUUUGAAAAGAAAUAUUAUUGAUUUUAAUAAAUUCUUCUGCCAGAGUCCACAUAUAUAUUUUAAAUUUUUCAGAUAAACUUACCCCUAAGACUCAAUAGUCGAUGUCACUUUCCCCAACGAACAUCGCAUUCAAUAUUUACAGGUUCAGGGCCUUACUUACACAUCAUUAGAAAGUACGUUGUUAGUAAAUGUCACAACAAUUAACAAAAUCAGCAUUUUUUAAAUUUAUUUUGUGGUGCACUAUAGCAUCGACCCCCUUUGGUAGUACACAUUGUUUACACGGGAGCCUAUGGCUGGGGAAAGGGGGUGCCCUAGCCCUCAGGUAAAGGAAAAAGUAUAGUGUAGUCAGUUGUUUUUCUAUCAAAAAAUAUUUAAAAAUCGAUAUCAGGGAAAUUUUUAAUAGGGUCAGAACUGGAACAUUUUUAUGAAUACUUACAAGCCACCAUUCAUCUUCCAGACUACUAAAAAUACUAAGUACCACCAGGUCUACACCCAACCCCCUCCCCCUCUAGAAACUAUUGUAUGGUCACUGUAGCUUGCUGAAUGUGCGUUGGUACUGCUAAGAGCUUUGCUGAACGACAUUUUCUGGUUGUGGACCUUAUUUACACAUCAGUACCUCUUUGAAAAUUAUGUUGUUAAUUCAAGUGAACAAAAAUUAAGUAAUUUUUUUCCCAAAUUGUUUAGGCAGAAUAUACGUACCCUUCUCCUCCUCAGUAAUGCGCUGUGUUCAAAAUGUAUUGGUAUUACUAGGACUGAUGAAGAUCAUAACUGCAGCAGUUACACACACUUACUCCAUGGAAAGGAAACAAUGUGAAAUACAGUGAAGUACAAUGCAGAAGACGACAAUGGCUGCCUCAAACAGUACUGUCAGCCAGCUAAUUUUCAUUGCAGGCAGAAACAAAUGGCUGCCAGCCAAAGCCUGUCUUUUACCAACUUCUAGCAACUUUGAACUAGGGAACACAUCUGCCAUCUUAAAGUUAAGACACUUUGUCAAAAUAGGAGACAGUCACACUAUUAUUUAUCAGCAUCUGGGUUAAACAAGUGAUUUCAAAAGAAAUCGAAACACCAGAGGUCAUGUUUGAAGCCCAUAUAAAUUAAGAUCAGAAGAGGAUGUGUUGGAGACAUUUGACACACAUACACACACAUAUGCACACGCGCGCACACACACACACACACACACACAUCCAUAAGCACGUGAAGUGUGGGACAUGGCUUUCAAAUCAGCUUCACGGAUGUCUCACAGAUGUCUGUUGAUGUGACUCUGUAACUUAUCCACAUGAUUCGCCUGACCACAGCAUGCUUCACUUUUAUCUGUGUGGUCGUCUCAAGAAUGUGACGUAUGCCCUCGGCACAGUCAUCUGAGGAUUUAGUUGCAGCAAUGAGUGAGAAUAUCAGUCAGUGGUAUGCAGAUAUCAGGUGUCAUGUAGUGCUGGAGGCAGGAAUUUUGAACACCUCCUCUGUCUUGUUUACUUUCUUGUAAAAAUGGAGUAAAUAGUAAUAUUUACUCCUUGAAACUCGUCCUGGGUAAUGAACCACAAUGGAUACUCCAGUGUUUCCUUUUCUUUUAUUUGUUUUUAAACCUCGUAUUUUAAAUCUAAAUAAAAAGUUAUGAAUUCUGGGUUGCUUACGCUGUUAGUCAUUGAACAAUGAGGAAAUGGCAGUUGCUGGCUGUUGUAACAUUCGUUCCCAGAAUAGCUAGACAUGUCAUAGCAUUCCUCUAUAUUUUAAUAUAUUUUUCCUUAAUUGUUAUAACCAUAAAAUUGAACAUUAUUAUAACUGCACUUUUGGCAAAAUAAGAAACUAUUAUCGCACUAUAUAGUUAUAAAUGGGAUGAAAUAUUUAUGUAUGCUAAACGUAUCUCUUAUAUAUCAUUUGCAGCUCAUUUCCAUUUCAUUGACUGUGUGGAUGGGUUUGUGAUUGGAAUCAUUGAGACACUUUUCACCACCUAAUUUCUUGACUUUUAUUCUCUUCCAUCCCGUUUCUAAAGCAUGUCAUAUUUCAAAAUUGACAAUGAGAUGUUCACAUAACAAAAGACUUCCUAAUGGAGGAAUGAAUGACUAACUGAAUUCAUCACUGACAAUAUACAGACUCAGCCAAAAAUCUGAAACUGAAUACAUCAAAAACAAGAGAGUGACAGAACAUGGAACUGGUGCGCUUUGCACCUAUUUAUAAGUUAGUGUUUGGCAAAAGAAUGUUUGCAAUAAAUACACUUUUCAAUUAGGUACUGGUUUCUAAUUAGAACCUGGAUUUUAAGGAAAGUAUGUAUUUUUGAGAACUAAUAUUUUUGUAUUAGGAAAUUGUGCUCUUUGCUAUUUAAGUUAUUUUCAUAUUUAUAAUCAAAGGUUCUGCAAUUGAAACUUUCGUCUUUCUUUAACAAUUAAAAGAACUUAAACAAAACUUCAUACUGCCCAAUAACUUGAGAACUGAAUGAUGCAACUGAUUAAAAUCAAUAUUAAUGGCUUUUGUCUAUAUAGAAAUUCAAUGCAGUCUCUAUUUUGUUACAUUAUAAUAUUGUUUUUUGUAAAUAAGCUACGUUGUUACGUACAGGAUGUUUAUGACUAAAUACUGAAUAAUAAAGUCCAGUCCAAAACAUUUUAAACAUUUCUUUCCGAUUUUGAAAAUUUUUCUAUUUCUCAUUCCAGCUGUAACAGAUUAACUAGGCGAUUAACCAUGUGUUUAUUGUUUUGUUAAACAACUUGUAAGAAAUAAUUUUCUGUAAAAAUCUUGCAUUUCAUGACAUAGAAAAUAAUGUACUAGUUUGUAGAUGCAUUUGUAAUCAACUAAUGAAUGUAAAGGAAAAAAAUGUCAGUACUGAUAGUCCUAAAUUAGCUUAGUAAAUGGAAUCAAUAUAUUUUAGCUUUGUCAGUUGUUGAUAUUUUUGAAAGGCAGAGCUGCAGAGGCAGUCAUGGUUGUUGUACAUGCAUCAAAAUUUGGUCAACGUACAUGUCACUAAAACUCGUAUUUUUAUCAAGUCUUUUAAAAUUUCUGUGAAUCUAAAAUCUAUUCUGUGCAAAGCAGUGAUUGUAACAAACGCCAGAAAAUUUUAAUUGAAACCUGUUGUCAUAUACAUUAAUAACAGAACAUAUUCACACUAUUAAUUAUCCAGGCCAGCGAUUUGCAGACAGAUGCCCCAGAUCUUGCUGGAGGAGAACGCUAAAAAUCAAAUGAGCAUCUAUGAUUUCAAUUUAAAUGUGUAUUACCUUUUGUUAAAAUUAACUAAAACGUGACAUACAACCAUAAAAAAGGUUCAUCACUUGAG